UUUUACAGGUCAGUCCUCGGAAUUUUCGUUUUCGGAGUUUGAGAAUGGAACCUGAACGCACCAGUGUCGGCUAAUCGAACUACAAAUCCCUUGAGCACCAACUCUUGAGUCGUCAAGCAGUGUGUUGUGCUGUGCUGAAUUGUCGUUUGAACGUCGAGAACGAGCGGGAGCGUGGCGUGCCAUUCGACAGGAUUCACUUAAAACGGCAGUGUUCGGGUACCCUAAUGGCGACAGACAUUGUUUCACAGUUGGCUGACUCCUUGGCCAAAGCUGGAGUUGAGGAAGGGGAGCUGAGUUACAAAGGACAGGGAAGAAAGCUUGAUGAUUCCAAAUCAGUUGAAGAGAUUGUGAAGGAGAUCAAGGACUUUGAAGGUCUCCAAGCCCUGCGAUUGGAGGGAAACACUGUAGGUGUGGAGGCGACAAAAGCCAUUGCCAAGGCCCUCGAGACAAAGAGCCAGUUCAAGCGCUGUUUCUGGAGUGACAUGUUUACUGGCCGCCUCCGCUCUGAGAUCCCACCUGCUCUGAAUUCACUGGGUGAUGCUCUGAUGCUGGCGGGUGCCAAGCUGACUGUUUUAGAUCUAAGUGACAACGCCUUCGGACCAGACGGGGUGAAGGGCAUCGAGCAGUUGCUGAAAAGCCCCGCCUGCUACACUCUGCAGGAACUACGGCUCAACAAUUGUGGCAUGGGCAUUGGAGGAGGGAAGAUCUUGGCCACUUCACUGAUUGAGUGCCAUAAAAAGUCUAGUGGAGAAGGUCCCCCCCUCAGCCUGAAAGUGUUUGUCGCUGGGAGGAAUCGCCUGGAGAACGACGGAGCUACCGCUCUCGCUCAAUCUUUCCAGUUGAUGGGCAGCCUGGAGGAGAUCCAUAUGCCCCAGAAUGGCAUUAAUCACCCAGGUGUAACAGCCUUGGCAAAAGCGGUGCAGCACAAUCCAAACCUGCGCACUCUCAACCUCAAUGACAACACCUUCACUGAAGAAGGUGCCAUUGCCAUGGCUAAGGCUCUGAAAGAUUUACGAAGCAUCCAGGUGAUAAACUUUGGCGACUGUUUGGUGCGUCCAGUUGGAGCCACUGCGAUUGCUGAAACUGUUUCAGAAGGACUACCAAUCUUGAAGGAACUUAAUCUGUCAUUUGGAGAGAUAACUGAAGAAGCUGCUCUGGCUGUGGCCCAUGCAGUCACAAACAAGAACCAGCUGGAAAAACUGGAUUUAAAUGGUAACUAUCUGGGAGAGGAUGGCUGCAAAGCUCUGAAAGACUUCAUGAAAGGCAUGAACAUGGCUGAGCUUCUGGCAUCGCUCAGUGAUGACGAGGGUGAACCAGGAGAUGAGGAUGAAGAUGAUGAUGAUGAUGAUGACGAGGAGGAGGAGGAUGAUGUGGAGGAAGAGGAGGUUGAGGAGGAAGAGGAGGAAGAAGAAGACGAGGAGGAGGAGCAAGAUGAAAACACUGGAUCCAAGUUUUCCACGCCACCAUCAGCACCGCGACCGCCUGACGUCUCGUCCUUUCUCAGCUUUCCAUCCCCGGAUAAACUGCUCAAGCUGGGGGCCAAGAGAGCAACACUAAUUGAGCAGCAGGUGGAUGUGGCCGAUGCAAGAAAAACAGCUGAAGCCUUUCUCAAAAUUGCUUCUGUGUACACAGAGGACAAUAAUGAAGUUAAGAAUGCAGUCUUGGAAAGUGUUGAUGCCCUUCUGAAGAAAGCCUUUAGUACUAAUUCCUUCCAAGGCUACAAUUUUGUGUCAUCUUUGCUAGUGUUGCUGGGACUUAUUAAGAGUGAGGACAAGGUGAAGCCUGUGCUGGUGGUAGCCGGUCACCUGCAGGCCUUGGAGCACGCUGUUCACCAGGACUACUUCCCCAAAGAGAGCGUGGCUGUGCUGGAGGCCUUCAUGUCCCGACACAACAAGUCUUUGGAGUCCUCUGGGUCUUCUCGACACAAGCUACAGUUCACCUUGCAGAGAGCCCGCACUGAGAGCUGAGGAGUGCAGAUAGAUACACACACUCAAAUGCACAAACAAGUUUGACUGAUGGCCAAUUGGGACCCAGUAUACAUUUGCUCAAAUUUGAAUCAAAGGGACAUCCUCAUUGUCAUCCAAAUAAUCAUUACUGCACUUCUUUGGACCAGGAUGCUUGUUGAGAAUCUAUUCACUUGGAGAUACAGUACUUUGUCGCCUAACACUUCUCUUCCUCUUUGUAAUCGCUGGUGUAUUAAAAAAAAACAGAAAAGGUUGUUUGAGACUACCAGGUGGCGUUUGCCUGUUGGUGACACAACAUACUAUAUUGUACUAUUGAUUUGAAUGCAAACUUAAUGACGUUAUCAUAUUAGGCUGUUGUACAUUUGAGUUUUCAUUUACUUUUUAUCUUUUUUAUGCUGUUCCUGAAGCUCAUUGUUAUACAUAAUGUGUGCUAUGAGCUGCUAAAUAUUGUUAUUAAAGUAAAGAUAAGCUACAAAAGGGAUGUAUUUUAAAUGUGACUAGCUGUUAUGGCUCUGCAUUGUUGAAUAAAAAUAAAUUGAGUGGAUUACGA
Phycodurus eques (leafy seadragon) is the source of this 2514-nucleotide messenger RNA. It is a transcript of the gene rangap1a, whose product is annotated as RAN GTPase activating protein 1a. Gene Ontology annotation, biological process: nucleocytoplasmic transport; activation of GTPase activity; signal transduction. Gene Ontology annotation, molecular function: GTPase activator activity; small GTPase binding. Gene Ontology annotation, cellular component: nucleus; perinuclear region of cytoplasm; cytosol. The transcript has 16 exons. The record is from RefSeq and is a predicted model, not a curated record. NCBI's taxonomy places the organism in Eukaryota, Metazoa, Chordata, Actinopteri, Syngnathiformes, Syngnathidae. The coding region runs from base 225 to 1967 and encodes 580 amino acids.